Phyllotreta striolata is the source of this 544-nucleotide messenger RNA. NCBI's taxonomy places the organism in Eukaryota, Metazoa, Arthropoda, Insecta, Coleoptera, Chrysomelidae. The record is from the annotation of a GenBank genome assembly.
AAUCGGCCCUUCCGUGACAUGUCUAAAUGACAGUAGUAUAACAAGAAAAUUUUCAGUGAAGAGUAUUUCCAACAUUUCGAAAAAAAGAUCAGAAAAUGCCGCCACCGCCAAGAACAAAAGACCAGAGAAGGAGAUGGCAAAUACCGAAAUAUAAAUACGUGGGGAACCCCCAGUUGCCAACUUGGGGCCACGUGACGUCGCACUUUGGACCGGUCGUACCUCCUUGUAUACCGAGUUAUGUGCCUGUGCCCGUUUAUUCUCCGGCCAUUAUGAGCGGUUUCUCCACGACGUAUUGUCCCCCUUGUCCUCAACCGUGUCCUCAACCCUGCGGUCGAAAGCAUCCGUGUAUUUUAGAUUAAUUAAAUUAAAGUCUUUCCGUUAGCGACGAAUCACUUACCUUAAGGUCGAGAUCGCAUUAUUCACAAUAGCAACUGUGUUUGUUCAACUACAUCGAGAACGUGUGGCGCAAAAGAAAUCAUACAUUAAAAAUGUAAUGUUGGAAAAUGUUUUAUUUUUGGAAAAAUACAAUUUUAUUUGAUUUUCA